Striga hermonthica is the source of this 1275-nucleotide messenger RNA. The record is from the annotation of a GenBank genome assembly. Lineage: Eukaryota; Viridiplantae; Streptophyta; Magnoliopsida; Lamiales; Orobanchaceae.
AUGACUACUCUUGUUGCAUCCCUAUCAUUUCUCCUCUUUCCCCUCCUCCUCUCCACCACCAACGCAGGCCCAACGAAAACAAUCCCGACCACCCUCUCCCCGAGCACGAGACUUCCAUUGAUCGACUUGAGCAAUUUGUCUAGCUCGGAAGAUCGGUUGAGAAGAGACGCCGCCCGCAUGGCCGCCUUGGUCAACCAACUCUCGGACGACGACAUCCAGUUCGUGUCUGUCGGGGGCGGGGUAGCCGUGAACAUCAGCAUCGGCACCCCGCCCGUGGUACAAACCCUAGUGGCGGACACGGGUAGCGAUCUCAUGUGGGUGCAGUGCAAGAAGUGCGACGAAUGCAUCGAUCAGCCCAACCUGAAGUUCGACCCGGAUGCGUCCACAUCGUACCAGUCAGUCCCCUGCGCGAGCUCGAGCUCGGAUUACCCGAACGACUGCGACAAACUCCGCGAGUCCGCGCGCGGUUGCGACUCCAACGGCAAGUGCACGUACCACUACAAUUACGGAGACAAUUCCUACUCGAAAGGAACCCUAGCCCUCGAGACCCUCACGAUCGGCAACAGGGUGGUCCAAGACAUGCCCUUCGGUUGUGGUCUAUCCAACAAUCUCACGGCUGCGACAGAAGUCGACGGGAUCCUCGGCCUCGGCGACGCACUGUACUCGGUCGUGGGCAAGUCGGGCGGUGCGUUCAGCUACUGCCUGAGUGAAAUGAAUGGUGGGUGGAUUGUUUUCGAUAGGUCUGAUUUUCCCUCCAAAGGGGUCACGUGGGUCCCGCGUGUCUCCAACCCCAUGAAACCAAUGUUUUACUACGUCAGGCUUAUGGGCAUCGGUGUUGACGGGGUACGGUUGCCGGGAGUGACCGCGGACAUGUUCCUAAUAUCAGACGACGGCAACGGAGGGGCAAUAAUCGACACGGGGACGACGAUCACGAGGCUUCCGAAUGACGCCUACGUGGCGCUACGGGAUGAGUUUCGGAGGAAGAUGGGGAAUGCGAUGCCAUUGUCGUACCAAUACCUCGACACGUGCUAUCAGCUGAGCGGGUUGGAGAAGAUACCGACUGUCUCGUUGUACCUAUCGGACCAGUCGGACACGAGCAUUACGAGUAAGAGGCCAACGUUUGUGGUGAGCGAUGGUAUGGGUGGAUUUCUGGAAUGCCUUGCUUUCGUCGUGUCAUCAUCGAGUCUUACCAUAAUCGGCAACAUUCAACAACAUGGGACUCAGAUCACUAUCGACGCGUCGAGCGACAAUAUCGGGAUCGGGCCUGAUUGCUGA